Molecule: messenger RNA, 2895 nt
Organism: Chenopodium quinoa (quinoa)
Lineage: Eukaryota; Viridiplantae; Streptophyta; Magnoliopsida; Caryophyllales; Amaranthaceae
Exons: 4
Coding region: 599-2713 (704 amino acids)
Biological process (GO): DNA transposition
Molecular function (GO): zinc ion binding; DNA binding; transposase activity
Source: RefSeq, a predicted model, not a curated record
CAAGAGGCCCAACCCAAUCCUGCAAAGACAAAAAAAAAGGAUAAGAAGGUAGAAAGUUCAAAUACAUCGACUAUUAGGAGGAGCCCUAGGUUUAAGAAGACAGAAACUGAACAAAGGGAGGAGAGUCCACCUAGGAAAGCCUCAGCUAAUGCUAAAGUGUUGAGGUUUGAUGAAGAAAAGGAUGAUGGAUGUGAAGGAUCUGGUUAUUCAAGUUCAGAUUUGAGUGAUGAGGGACAAGAUUGGGAACCUGGUGAAGAAGAAUUUGAUGAAGGGGAUGAGGAAUGGUAUAUUGAAGGGUCAAAGGAGAUCUUGGCCAAAGUGAACAAGAGCCUUAGGAAAGGUUUGGAGAGUGCAGUAGAUGACAGGGUUGGCAAAGAUAAGAGAGUAGAGUUGAGAAAUGAUUUGGAUGUUGGAAAACCGAAGGUGAAUCCAGAAAGUGAUGCUGAUUCAGAUGAUUCAAGGAGUUUGUGUGGAUCUGAUGAGGAACAGGACUAUGCUCCUUGGUUUAAUGCUGAUGUGGACUUUGACAACCCAAUCAAGUUGAAGUUAAAUCAGAAAUUCAGUAAUGCUUCAGUCUUGAGGAGGGCCUUAAGACUUCAUGCCAUUCAAAAUAGGUAUGAGUUCUACUACUUGCAUAAUGACAGUAAAAGGAUUACAGUUCAGUGUAGAUAUAGAUGUGGCUGUGAGUUCAAUAGCUACACUUGUAGAAUGCCUGCUUGUACAUGUGUGGGGGGGGGUAAAGUGUCAGUUCAAGGUGUUUGCAUCAAAACUUGUUAAGCAGCAAACUUGGCAAAUCAAAACCUUGAAUUUAGACCAUUCCUGCUUCAGAGUAAAGAAGAACAAGAUGCUUACUGCUGAAUACAUAGCAGAGAGGUAUUUAGAAGAGUUUAGGAGUAACCCUGGUUGGAGAAUUAAGGAGAUUAGGGCUAGGAUUUUGAAUGAUUUAGGAGUUGAUGUGAGUUACUAUAAGGCAUGGCUAGCUAGGUGUAGGGCAAAACUACUGAUAUUUGGUUCAGCUAGGGAGCAGUAUGCUAGGGUGUGGGAUUAUGGGAAAGCUGUGAUGAAGUACAACCCUGGUUCAGGGUGCAAUGUUGUUGUUGAUGGUAUUGACAGGCCAGAGCCACCAUUGUUCAUGAGGAUGUUCAUCUGUUUAAGGCCAUUGAGAGAUGGAUUUGCAAAGGGUUGUAGGCCUUUAAUAGGGUUGGAUGGUUGUCACCUCAAGGGUGCCUUUCCUGGGCAAAUUCUGGUGGCAGUUGCUAAGGAUGGGAAUAACAACUUGUUUCCUCUAGCUUGGGCCACAGUGGAGAUUGAAAACCAGGAAACUUGGGGUUGGUUCUUGGAAUCCCUUAUGUCAAUGUUCACACAUGAUCAAGGAGCUGGGCUGACCAUCAUGUCUGACAGGCAAAAGGGUUUGAUUAAAGCAAUGGCUGAUGUUAUUCCCAAAGCUGAGCAAAGGUUUUGUGUGAGGCAUAUUUGGGCUAACUUCAAGCUCAACUUCACUGGAUCAACCUUUAAGGAGCUGUUUUGGAGAGCAGCUAGGGCCACCACCAUUUUUGAGCAUGAAAUUGCCAUGGAGUCUAUCAAAUUCCUCGAUGAAGAGGCAUAUGAGUAUUUAAUCAACAUUCCUCCCCACCAUUGGUCUAGACAUGCAUUCACACCAAACUGCAAGUCCAACAUGUUGUUGAACAACAUGUGUGAGACUUUCAAUGCAGUCAUUAGGCCUGCCAGAGAUAAACCUAUCCUCACCCAAAUGGAAUGGAUGAGGAGGUAUAUUAUGAACAGGAAUAAUGAAAAGUGGGAGGAUUCAAAAACAAUUACACACAACUUAGUGCCAUAUGUGAGGCAUGUUCUGGGGAGGAUAGACUUUGUGGCUAGGUCCUGUGUGGUGCAGCCAUCCAGAGGGAAUACAUUUGAGGUGCAGCUGAAGGAUGACCAGGUGUUGGUUGAUUUGGACAAGGAGACCUGCACAUGUUACCAUUGGGAACUCACUGGCAUUCCAUGUGUUCAUGCUUAUGCCUGCAUAUUGGAUAUGAGGGGUGACAUAGAGGCUGUUGUUGACCCAUACUAUACCAUGGACACAUACAGGUCUGCUUAUGAACCAGCUGUCCAACCAAUGCCUGGCCCAAAGCACUGGGAGACAGUCAGAAUGAGGGAACCACUACCCCCUUCUGUUAAGGUGCAACCUGGGAGACCAAAGAGCAAAAAAAGGAAGCUUGAGCCAGGAGAAUGUUCUUCUUCAGGUGGUCAGGCAAGUACCAAGAGGAAGAAGCAAUGCAGCAACUGUGGGGGAUAUAGGCAUUAUGCCAAGACUUGCAAAGUACCUGCUGCACCAGCUACAGAGCUGAUAAAGUCAGCAGGCAGACCCCCACUGAACACUCCUUGGAUGGUGGAGGAGAGGAAGAAGAAAGAGAUUAGGGCUGCUAAAAAGAGUGCAAUUGGGGCUGGACCAAACAGCAUAGGAAACAAAAAGUUUCCUCAAGAGCAAGAAGGUUGUCUGCCAUUCAGCAAGCGCCCACAGCCACAGUCUUCCUCAGCUAAGCAUUCCUCAGCUCAGCCAUCCUCUAGUCAGCCAUCCUCAGCUCAGCCUUCCUCAAGUCAGCCUGCCUCAAGCCAACCAAAAAGAAAGACAAGGUCUUCCUCAAGUCAGCCUACAACAGCCACAGGUGUUGUAACAAGGGCCAGGCUGCAAUCCCUCAACAACCUUACUCAGUGAUGUACUCAUGCUGGAUAUCAAACAUUAUGUCUGUUGAACAAUUUCAAACUUUUAUUAUGUACUCAUGACUGGUUAUGUAACUUGCUAGUUUUUUAGUGGCUUCCCUUAACAAAUUUGAACAAUUAGAUAUUGAAUUGUAAUGGUUGCAUGGCUUUGAUUGCCAUUGAAACAUGUUGAAGUAA